CUCCCGGUCACCGCGACUCACAGCUGCACCAAGACACUCCUUCAGCUCCAACAGAUUUUUAAAAAACUAUUUUCAAAUAGUUAGAAUUGACUUUAUAAAGACUAUUUUGUACAGUAAAACAUUACAAGACUGACACAUUUUGCAACUAAAUAGCAACGUUAUUAUUAAAUGUUUGAUUUAUUCUCCGUGUAUUUUUAAUCUUCUCUUCGGGCACCAUGAGACCGUUUCCAGCUGCAUCCUUGGUCCUUCUCUCGGUGAUUAGUUACAGCUCCUCUGAAAACACCAGUAACCCGGUUCCACACCGAGGCUGUGGGUUACAGCUGCUGCCUCACUAUGUGAACCUGUGCAGCCUGGAUGUUAUCUGGGGUAUCGUUGUAGAGGCAGUGGCCGGCGCUGGAGUACUGACUGCAUUCCUCCUGAUGCUGAUUCUGUUGGUGAAGCUGCCGUUCAUUAAAGACAAGGAGAAGAAGAAUCCUCUGGGAAUCCAGUUCCUGUUCUUAUUUGGCACGCUCGGCCUGUUUGGACUGUCGUUUGCAUUUAUUAUCCCGGAGGAUGGGAGAACGUGCCCCACCAGGAGGUUUUUGUGGGGAGUUCUGUUCGCCCUGUGCUUUUCCUGUCUCCUGGCCCAGGCCUGGAGGCUGCGCCAGUUGGUUUCCCAUGGCCAGGGGCCAUCAGGUUGGCUGUUGGCUGGGAUUGCGGUCUGCCUGAUGUUGGUCCAGGUGAUCAUUGCAGUGGAGUGGCUGAUCCUGACUAUAGUCCGGGACCGUCAGGCUGCCUGUCAAUAUCAGCAGAUGGACUUUGUAAUGGCAUCGAUUUACGUGAUGUUCCUGAUGGCUGUAACUCUGCUACUCUCCUCCUUUAGCUUGUGUGGAAAAUACAAGAAAUGGAAGAAGAAUGGAGCCUGUGUGCUGGUCACUGUCAGCUUGUCCAUCCUGAUCUGGGUAGCGUGGAUUGUCAUGUAUCUGUACGGUAACAAGGAACUGAAGAAGCAGCCCCUGUGGGAUGACCCGUCCCUCUCCAUCGCCCUGGUCUCUAAUGGCUGGGUAUUUCUCCUGUUCCACGCUAUCCCCGAGCUCUAUUGCUCCAUUGUCCCAACCAAACAAGCCCCUCCUGACUACUUUGAUGCAGUUCAGCCAAGAAUCCGGGAGACUAACUUCGAAGAAGAAUUGCAACUUCCUCGCAGUUACAUGGAAAAUAAAGCUUUCUCUUUGGAUGAGUCUGGGGCAGCUUUUAAAUCAGGAUUUCGCAAUGGUAGUCUGGGUCAUAGACCCAAUAUUCAACUUCGCAGUAAUGUCUAUCAACCCACUGAAAUGGCAGUUGUUCUUAAUGGUGGAAACAUACCAUCAGCCCCUCCAAGCUAUGCAGGAAGACACCUUUGGUGAAAGCUAAACCAUUUAAGUUAUGAGCAAACUCCAUCAAUUCAGAUGGUGAAGACGGUGGUAGCAACACAAGUAGGAGCAGAUGGAAGCCCAGGCAAUUGGGAAUUUAUUCUAAUGUGAUCUUUUAUAGGAUGUACAGCAAAGCUUAUAUCUUUACAUGAAAUCAGCCUCCAAAUGAAGAGGAGAACCUUUGCAGCUCUGGAGUAUUUUUGUGUUGAUGUGUGUAUAUAUAUAGGGAUUAUAUUACAUUAAUAAACUGGCUGUGUGUAACUUUCAA
Molecule: messenger RNA, 1656 nt
Organism: Hemiscyllium ocellatum (epaulette shark)
Lineage: Eukaryota; Metazoa; Chordata; Chondrichthyes; Orectolobiformes; Hemiscylliidae
Product: G-protein coupled receptor family C group 5 member B-like
Exons: 4
Coding region: 216-1382 (388 amino acids)
Biological process (GO): G protein-coupled receptor signaling pathway
Cellular component (GO): plasma membrane; extracellular exosome; intracellular membrane-bounded organelle
Molecular function (GO): protein kinase activator activity; protein kinase binding; G protein-coupled receptor activity
Source: RefSeq, a predicted model, not a curated record